AUGCCCUCGUCCAAGGCUGCCAAAAAGAAGCAGCGCCUCAAGAAGGCAGCCGCUGAGAGAAACGCGGGCAGUUCCGAGAUGACCCAAGAGGACAUCACUCCCCUGGUCUCCGGCCUGGAGCCCAAGUCCUAUGAGCAAGUCAUCGUCGAUGCUGCUCGUAAAUUUGACGAUGUUGCCGAUAUGGUCGUCGAGCAGCACCAAUCACUUGUCAAAAUUCGGGCCCAUGAGCAAACACUUGUUGCCGACUUUGCCCGAAUGACCAAGACAAUUGAGAGAUCCCUGGGUGCAAAAUAUCACGAGCUUCUUGCCCCCACCACAGCCGAAGAUCGUCCCACACGGGUCCGAAAGUACGACAAGAAGCUGGCCAACGACAUCGAUGCCGCUCUGAACUACAUGACCGCUGAGAUCACGCCCUACUCGCUCUAUGCCACCAAAUUUGCGGCCUUGGACGGCAUGCGGGCUGUGUUGGAGAGCAUUCUCCGCUGCCCCAAGCCUCUUCUGAGCGCUCUAUCCCGACAGCCAUCGUUCAAGAGUUGGGACAUCAAAUUGAUGGUGGUGUUGAAGCAUCUGAACUGCGAUGACAUAUGCAAGCUCAACGCCUGUGUCUCCUCCACGAGAUUACGGACAAAAAGGUCUUCAGUCAUUAGAUCGACCAUGCCUUUCAGUUCAAGCUGUGAACACGAGGUGACCAUCCGACAGAAGAGUCCGCCUGUGCCCUCCCCGGCUGAGGCUUCAUCCUCGCAGAGCCCUUCACUCGAGCCCGACCUGGCUGGGCCUUCCGAGAGCGUCUCCUUGUCCGAGCCGGUCAAGACAGAGCCCCCCAAGGCAAAGUUGACCAAGGGUGAGCUCAAAAACAUGGUCUCUCCCCUUUUCCCCUCUAUUCUCGAGCAGAUCAUGACCUCCACAGCUCUCGCCCAUGCCUCAGUCAUCCCUGCGCUCAGGGCCGUCCGGAAGAUCAAGGCUGCGGCCGAAUCAUCGAUGGCCCAAGACUGGGCUCGAGUUGCCGGGGUUGUACACAGCGGCCUCAACGAUCGCUAUCGUAUCCGCAAGACCUACCGCCACGGGUUUAGUGUUCACGCCUAUGUCAACGAGUCGGCCGAAGUCACGGACGAGGCACUCACCAAGUUCUAUAUGGAGCUCAAGAACCUUUACAAGCCCCUUCUCGCCACCAAGAUAGCCGCUUUGGAGAGUUGUCGCAAGGUUCUGCAAGAUCUCCUAUGCUGCCCCGAUGAACUGAGAGAUGCCAUUUACUUCCAUGUCGGUUCCGAUCAAACCAAUACUUGGGCCUUCAACAUGGUGAAGAUUCUGGACUGGUUUGAAGGCGGGGAGAUUUACAAGCUGGUCAAGGACGAAACGGAUGAGCCGAAUGAGUUUUGGACGAAGCGCAGCGUGCCAGCUCUGAUGGAGCUUGUGAAGGACAAAGCGCCAGUCGGCCACCCCGACAGAAGGGAGUUCUUUCGUGGUGGUCUCCGGGAGGUCUGGCUGCGCGUGUAUGCCGCAGUCAUCAAGUAUGGAGACCCCCUCAAGACGCUCAUGUUUGAGGGCCUAUGUGUCUGCUGUUAUUGCGACGACCUUGAUGAGGAAGAUUACUGCUCUUGUGGGAACGGCGAGGGCUUUGACGAUGAGGAGGAUGAAAGCUUCCAUGAAGCGAUGUUGGCCUUGUUGUCUCCGAAUCCUUUUCUGCUCUGA
Podospora anserina S mat+ is the source of this 1689-nucleotide messenger RNA. RefSeq lists its product as uncharacterized. The record is from RefSeq and is a predicted model, not a curated record. Lineage: Eukaryota; Fungi; Ascomycota; Sordariomycetes; Sordariales; Podosporaceae. Bases 1 to 1689 code for a protein of 562 amino acids. The transcript is spliced from 5 exons.